CUUCAGUGUGCACAAGCUGAUAAGCCCCAGAUCACGGUUUUAUCUCGGUGGCAACACGAUAGAAGCAAGCUGUGCUAAUAUUUCUGCCGUAUAGAAGCUUGUUUUGUUCAGUGUAGACAUGUCAUGUCUCACAGAAUCUUAAUCAAACACUUUCCCACAUUUGGGACAUGCCGAAGUUUGAUUCGUUGCCAGCCCUUGUUGACAAUGAACCAAGCAAGAGGUGGUGUAUCGAGCACAGUUGAUAGAUCAACUGAGGCAGGGGACCAGGUGGAUAAAGAGGAGAGUGACAUGCCUUUCAUUGUAGGACACGACAAAAAGAAAAAAUGUUUCUACAUUAACAUAGAACAGGACGGGAAGAGAAGAAAUGAGUCGGCUAUUUUGGAGUAUGAAUGGAUUCGACCUGGUUUUGUAGAUCUUUAUCAUACGGAGGUUCCUCCUGUCUACAGAGGACAGGGUAUUGCAAAAAUUCUAGCAAAGGCAGCCCUAGAACACUUUGUAGCAGAGGAUGCCAAGAUGAAACUGAGUUGUACCUAUCUACACAAGUAUGUCCAGGAGACGCGACUACCCCGAGUGUGGGACCAUGUCUGUUGGGAUGAAUGACGGCUGUGUUCUCUAAUUUAACCAAACAUGUUCACCAACUGAACCUCAUAGGUUUACUUACACUUUCUAGUCACACGUUAUACCAAAGCUUCAUCAACACACUCUACAGAAACACAUAGUAAUAUGCAAAAUAUAUGCAAUUUAGUCAUACAUCAUACAUUCACUAUACUUUACCAAAAAGCUUUACCAACACAUUCUCACAAACAUAGGAUCCAAGUAAGCCAAGUUAUAUUAGAAAUACCCAAUGUGCUAUCAGCUUGUGUGAUUGAUUAAAUAUGCGUGUUGUUGUUAAGAAAUGUGAUCAAUUGAUUUGUUUUCUUAUUUAACUAGAUAACAUUUACAUGUCAAUUUUACGUUGAAGUAAUUACCAGUAUCUAUAUUUUUCUGACUACAGGUAUUUUUAUUUUUUAAGAU
Ylistrum balloti is the source of this 1014-nucleotide messenger RNA. Its product is annotated as protein NATD1-like. NCBI's taxonomy places the organism in Eukaryota, Metazoa, Mollusca, Bivalvia, Pectinida, Pectinidae. The coding region runs from base 124 to 600 and encodes 158 amino acids. The transcript is spliced from 3 exons. The record is from RefSeq and is a predicted model, not a curated record.